Messenger RNA from Strongylocentrotus purpuratus (purple sea urchin), 1762 nucleotides. Its product is annotated as integrin alpha-8-like. The record is from RefSeq and is a predicted model, not a curated record. Gene Ontology annotation, molecular function: integrin binding. NCBI's taxonomy places the organism in Eukaryota, Metazoa, Echinodermata, Echinoidea, Camarodonta, Strongylocentrotidae. The transcript has 11 exons. Bases 722 to 1762 code for a protein of 346 amino acids. Gene Ontology annotation, biological process: integrin-mediated signaling pathway; cell-cell adhesion; cell-matrix adhesion. Gene Ontology annotation, cellular component: integrin complex; external side of plasma membrane.
UGGAGUGACGUCUGUCUGACACGCAUUGUCUUGUUGACAUCCAGUUUCACACCAAUGGAUGAGGACAUCAUCAACUGAGGAUUGGUCUCUAUACAGGAGAAGUAGAUUGUUUGACUGCAUAACGGGCUGAUUAAUUUCUGCGUUUGGGAAUAAGAAAUCAUUGGAGUUUCUGGCCUAGGAAAACUGGCCAUUGUCGUUGCGAUAUGCCUAUAUAUAUAUAUAUAUAUCACUCUUAUCUUUAAUUUCAGCACAAGUUUUAUUUUCCUCCUAAAUUGAGGGGACCCUCAUCAAGAUAGAGAGUAGUCAUUAGCUUCGAAUUCUCUUUCUGUUAGGACAUGUGAGAAUGAGAACGUGUUCCUUAUGUGUUUGGAUUCGCGUUUGGAGUCGGCCUUUUUUCAUUAACUGGAUCUGUCGCGAAAUAUCAUUCUUUGUGUUUGUUUGUGUUUGCUUUUGUUAGAUUAUUAUGCAAACGAUAUUUCUUCUUUUCUAAUGGAAUGAAAUAACUGGAAUAAAUCAACCGUUAUAGAUGGAUUCUCUUAGAAUGAUACAGGAUAGGAACACCGGAGUAUGAGCAUAAAGACACAAAUUGGUAUGGACGAAGCUUUCUUCAGCUUAACUUGAUAAACUGCAAAUCGAAUUAUCGGGAAACUUACAGCUGGGGAAAAUAAAAUUUCAGUCAUUUUCAAUCGAAACAAUUCGUGUAGAUCACAGUUGAGCGAAGAUGAAUCCUGAACAGUUAUGGACCGGUGUCCUCAUGGCGGUAACACCUUUCUUGCUGUUUGGUCUCGGUGGAUGUUACAACAUCGAUACGACAUCGCCUCUCAUUUUCACCGAUCACCACGCCGACAGCCGUUUCGGGCAAGCCCUCACCCUACAUCAGCAUGGCUCUGAAACUAUGUUGGUUGUAGGUGCUCCCAAAGGACAAUGCAAUUAUACUGACAUCGUGAGAGGGGGUGUGGCCUACAAAUGCUCCUUCACCAAUCACAACGCAUCAUUGGCUGGUAAUUGCACAGAGUUACAAUUGGAUAAUCGAGGUAAUGACUACUCAGGUCUUACUGGUCGACAGAUCUAUAAUAAAUCAGACCAGUGGUUAGGAGCCUCUAUGUCUAGCGGAGGACCAAACGGCUCACUUGUGAUUUGUCGGCCGCGUUACCGGUACUAUUUUUACAAGAGCUAUGGGGCACAGCAACAGCAGCGGGACCUGUUGGGCGGGUGCUUUGUACUUACUCAGGAAAACUUUGAUACGCCUAACAUCCUCCUACCCUGUAUUACUGGAGGUGACAGACGUUGCCAGUUUGGAUUCAGUGUAGAUGCGAAGAAGGAUCACAUUGUUUAUGGAGCUGUUGGACUUGGUAGACAGGAAGGUCAGUUUUGGAGGAGUGACAGCAAUGGGGAGGAGAGGCAGAAGAGACCAACCAAAAAGGUUGGUGGGACCAAGGAUUACACCUAUAUGGGCUACGCGGUGACUUCUGGUGAUUUUAAAGGGGAUUCGGACCCUGAGUACGCUAUAUCAGUGCCUAGACACAAACAAGCUUUUGGCAAGGUUGUUUUAUAUGACAGUGAUCUUAACGAGUACAAUGCUUUAGAGAAUGGUGACAUGGGGUCAUAUUUCGGGCAUACACUCGUCACUUCCGACCUUAAUAAUGACGGGUAUGAUGAUCUAAUGGUUGGCGCCCCUUUUUUCACUGAUUCUUUCUCUACCAACGGUUCGUUGUGGGAGUUAGGAAAAGUUUUCAUUUAUUACAAUGACAGAAAUUUGUAG